CAUAUACAAGGAAUACUUGAGAGGUUCCUUGAGAGGUUCUGGAAGCUGAGGACCCCAUUGGAAUCCUAGCUGUUUCAGAGAAUAAUUUGUAAUGGCACCUUCACCUCUUGAGCUACCAGCUGACACAGUGCAACGCAUCGCUGCUAAACUCAAAUGUCACCCAACAGAUGAAAGGGUUGCUCUCCACCUAGAUGAGGAAGAUGAGCUGAGGCACUUCAGGGAGCAAUUUUAUAUACCCAAAAUGCGGGAUCUGCCUCUAAUUGAUUUAUCUUUAGUGAAUAAGGAUGAAAAGGCUAUCUAUUUCUUGGGAAAUUCUCUUGGCCUUCAACCAAAAACGGUUAAAACAUAUCUUGAAGAAGAACUGGAUAAGUGGGCAAAAAUGGGAGCCUAUGGUCAUGAAUCAGGGAAGCGUCCUUGGAUUUCAGGAGAUGAGUGUAUUGCAGGUCUUAUGAAGGACAUUGUAGGAGCCAAUGAGAAAGAAAUAGCCCUAAUGAAUGCUUUGACUGUUAAUUUACAUCUCCUACUGUUAUCAUUUUUUAAGCCUACACCAAAACGACAUAAAAUUCUUCUAGAAGCCAAAGCUUUCCCUUCUGAUCAUUAUGCUAUUGAGUCACAGCUACAACUUCAUGGACUUAACGUUGAAGAAAGUAUGCGGAUGAUAAAGCCAAGAGAGGGGGAAGAAAUCUUAAGAACAGAGGAUAUUCUUGAAGUAAUUGAGAAGGAAGGAGACUCAAUUGCAGUGAUCCUGUUCAGUGGGGUGCAUUUUUAUACUGGCCAGUUCUUUAACAUGCCUGCCAUCACAAAAGCUGGACACGCGAAGGGUUGUUUCGUCGGCUUUGAUCUAGCACACGCAGUUGGAAAUGUUGAACUCCACUUACAUGACUGGGGAGUUGAUUUUGCCUGCUGGUGUUCCUACAAGUAUUUAAAUUCAGGAGCAGGAGGUCUUGCUGGUGCCUUUGUCCAUGAGAAACAUGCCCUCACAAUUAAACCUGUGUUAGUGGGAUGGUUUGGCCAUGAAGUGAGCACCAGAUUUAAAAUGGAUAACAAGCUGCAGUUAAUCUCUGGAGUGAAUGGAUUCCGAAUCUCAAAUCCUCCCAUGUUGCUGGUCUGUUCCUUACACGCUAGUUUAGAGAUCUUUAGGCAGGCAACCAUGAGAGUAUUGAGGAAAAAAUCUAUUUUGCUAACUGGUUAUCUGGAAUACUUGAUCAAGCAUUACUAUGACAAAAAUAAAGCAGAAACCAAGAAACCUAUCGUGAACAUAAUUACUCCAUCCUGCAUAGUGGAGAGGGGCUGCCAGCUAACACUAACAUUUUCUGUUUCAAGGAAAAAUGUUUUCCAAGAACUAGAAAAAAGAGGAGUGGUUUGUGAUAAGCGGGAACCAAAUGGUAUUCGAGUGGCUCCAGUUCCGCUCUACAAUUCUUUCCAUGAUGUUUAUAAAUUUUUCACUCUACUCACUUCUGUACUUGACUCUGCAGAAACAAGAAAUUAGCAAUGUUUUCUAGGACAGCAUAAGAAAAUUAUUCUGAAAACUGUUGUGGUUAUUUUACUAUUAUUCAAUGUCUGUUGAAAGUAUUUCAAAAUUGAUUGCUUGUAACUGGCAAUAAAUAAUAUACUUGGUAAAAAUCU
Molecule: messenger RNA, 1626 nt
Organism: Carlito syrichta (Philippine tarsier)
Lineage: Eukaryota; Metazoa; Chordata; Mammalia; Primates; Tarsiidae
Gene: KYNU
Product: kynureninase
Exons: 14
Coding region: 92-1489 (465 amino acids)
Biological process (GO): NAD+ biosynthetic process
Cellular component (GO): cytoplasm
Molecular function (GO): kynureninase activity; pyridoxal phosphate binding
Source: RefSeq, a predicted model, not a curated record